AUGACAGACCAAGCUGAGAAUGAGAUACACUUCCAAGUCAAGCUUGGAGAUCUGUUGAUGGAUCUUCGACGUCGAGCUGCUCGGGAUUCUGGUGACGCGCCCACGAAGUUGGCGAAAGUCCUCCGACUGCGCGUCGCUCUGCCCAGCGCCUUCUCACCACCAGCCGCUCUUUUUACUUUUUCGCAUAAGAUACCCUCCCAUCCACAUCCACAUCCAACAAAAACAACAAAUCAACAACCAAAUCGCUUCGAUACUUCUAACUUAUUCCAAGAUGGACACGGUGAUGAAAGUGUUGAUCGGUAUUCAGACUUCGUGGGAUCAACCCAAACACCGGUGUCAUAUCCACCACAAUCCAUUCUGGAUGCACCCACCGGACUGAUCCUAGUGCUCUUGACGACCUUCUUUGUGAAGUAUAAGCCCACGCCGCGCCCACGCUCACGGGCGCCGACGGAGACGAAUGGAUCGUCGUCGCGCUCGCGGAUGGCUGCCCGGUGGGCGAACAUGGAGCGCGGCUCGCGGAGCACCCGAUGCGAGGAUGCGUAUGCCGACGGCGGGAUGGUGGAGGACAUCGGGCCCGGGCGGGCGUCGGACGAGGUCGAUCCGGCCGACUUUGGCGGCCUGGCCUCCUUCCGCACCGGCGAGGGUCUGCGCAGGUCUCCCGGCACGUUCGGGUCGAGUCUCGUCGGCACUGGGCCCAACGGCACCCGCAGCUUCCUCAAAGGCUGGUUCGGACUCGACGAGCCCACCAGUGCCGGCUACAACACCCGCCCUGACCAGCGCGAGAAGUCCAUCAAUGGCGACGUGCUCCCCAUGCGCGCCACCAACGGCACUCACGCCGAAGACCUUCAUCCGCAUAUCCCCGUCGUCCCCCAUCAUCGCAUCCCGACUACCGAUGAUCACGACUGGGAGACACGCUCUCAGGGCUCGAACGUCUGA
Messenger RNA from Puccinia graminis f. sp. tritici CRL 75-36-700-3, 936 nucleotides. RefSeq lists its product as uncharacterized. The transcript is spliced from 6 exons. The record is from RefSeq and is a predicted model, not a curated record. NCBI's taxonomy places the organism in Eukaryota, Fungi, Basidiomycota, Pucciniomycetes, Pucciniales, Pucciniaceae. The coding region runs from base 1 to 936 and encodes 311 amino acids.